Messenger RNA from Metarhizium brunneum ARSEF 3297, 1584 nucleotides. NCBI's taxonomy places the organism in Eukaryota, Fungi, Ascomycota, Sordariomycetes, Hypocreales, Clavicipitaceae. The record is from RefSeq and is a predicted model, not a curated record.
AUGGCACCAGGUGACAAGAAGUUCGGUCCUGGCAUUGGGCAGGAGAGGGAUCCAUUUGUGACUCCUCGCCAUAGAAUCAGCACAAGAUUGUCACCGACUGCUUCAACUUUCAAUCCUUUCACUAACGUCAACAGUCUCGGCGAAGCUAGUAAAUCCAAUCCAGUUGCAACCGCACUUAGCACUGAGCUAGGGCUAUCCCGGUACCUUCUUAUUGCAUCAGAUACCCAUUUGGAGGCUGAAGAAGUCAGUAUUUGGUUAGACCAAAAUCCUGGCUCGGAAACUGAAUCUCCGGCUUUGAACACUGGUCAAAUUCUUCUGGUAGCUACCAUCUCCCCCAGUAUCAGCCUUGAUGUUGGUCAGGUAUUCGACAUUGCACAGAACUUUCUCCAUUCGUACGGACGUUUAUUUGCCUUCAUCAAAAUUCCAAAUCCGUCAAAAACUCCUUCUUUUAGAGCCAUUGCGGAAUUUUGCGACAUAUCUCAUGCCACAAAAGUGAUAGCCAACUGCGCUCAUGUUACCACACCUGAGAAAAUACUGAUGAACCCAAAGGGAGUGCAUCUGGUGAUUUCAGCAUACGAAACUAACAGUACUUUUGUGUCGCCCCUGAAGCCAACGCAAAAUGUAACCGGAGCAAACACACAAAACAAUGCUCAGCAUCAGCAUAUGCACAUUGGCUCGGCCUCGCGGUCUGUUGUGCCGAUAGAAGCGCGAGUGAGCCACCCGUUCACUAUGUACCCUUUGAUGGUUCAGUCGCCAUUUGUUGCAAAUGUACCAUAUAUUCUGGAUUCUCUCCCGCCGGGAAGUAGUCAAGGCUCUGUAUCGCCGAUCACUACCCUGGCUCCGUCCUUUCCAGUGCUGGGCCCCUUGUACCAUGCACCUCCAUCGCCAGCCCUGACUGUUCAAAGCAAUUAUAGUCCAUCAAGGGCAGUGGCCGGGUUUUUUCGAUCUGACGGCCGCAGACAAAACGCAGCCAGGGUUACUAGAUCCCCAUACAAUAACUCUACCAACCACCACAAUUACGUCGAUAUCAACCGGAUUCGAGAUGGCAUUGACGUUCGCACUACGAUAAUGCUCCGAAACAUUCCCAAUAAAGUGGAUCAGGCUAUGCUGAAGAGGAUCAUAGACGAGUCUAGUUGGGGCAAGUACGACUUCAUGUACUUACGCAUUGAUUUUGCGAAUGACUGCAAUGUUGGCUACGCAUUCAUUAAUUUUGUUGAUAUUGCAGAGAUAUCAUACGCAACCAUCCAAGGCAAAGACUGCUUAGUCCAAAAGUUCAGGAACAGCUCCGUCAUGCUUGAGGCUCCGCAUUAUCGCCCAAAGCUCUACUUUACUUGCAAUGGCCCUUGUCCUGAGUUGGCAGGCCAGGAAGAACCAUUCCCGGAGCCGGACAACCAAUCUAAAAUGAAGAGGAGCUGCGAGAAUGCAGAGCAUGUUGGUCUCUUCACGCCUAAUGCCGGCCAGCACUAUCGCGACGAGCAGCGGCGCAGACGAUCUCAGUAUGACCGUGGAACUAGGCUUGCCGCCCUCGAGGAAUAUGACUACGAAGCUGCAAUUCAAAAUAUGUACACCAUUACACCACAUUGA